UUGCCUGGGACCGAGGGGUCAGGGAUGCUGCAUAGUCCUGGGAAAAGGCAUGGUUGGCCACGUUUUGGCCGGAGGCCCCAGGCGGAGGUAGGGCAGAUGGGAGACUUCCAGCUGGAUCCCCCCCAUGCCCCCCACGCAUGUGCACAGCGGCCCGUCGGAGGCACCGGGCCCCGCCCGCCCAUGCCAGCUCUGCCCACCUACCUUGCCCAGCGCCACCAAUGGCCUCCUCGGUGAGGUCCCGGACGCUGCCCCAGGUGAGGCCAGCGUCGUGGCUGGUCACACAGCAGAGGCGGGCUGCGUUCCUGCCCGUGGCGAUCUGCAGGGCCUCGGGCGUGUGGCCCAGCACAGCAAUGAAGAAAAGCAAGACCGUGCCUGUGCCUGCGUCAUGCACGGGGCAGGGGUUCAUGGAACGGUGCUUCUCCAGGGCCGCCGUCCCCAGCACGCUCGGGGCGCCCCACUGCCCAGAGGAGGAAGAGCCCACUGGCCAGGUGUCCAGGGACCUGGACUCAAUCCCGCAGGGGCGCUCGGAACAGCUGGCUUCAGUUUGCCCAGCACACAGUGGAUGCCCACCACCAGCCCUCCCCUCACCAUGUGGCCCCAGCCCACCAGGCCACUCACCCGCACGGAGCCCCCAGCCAGUGUGCCCCUCCUCAGCAUAAGGCGGUGGGCGUGGGAGUCGUCGGGGCUGAGCCGCUGCUCCACAAAGGCCAGCAGGGUGGGCCCAGGGGGCACCGGGAGCAGCGCGGGCACACGGUACGUCAGGCCUGUCCUCUCCCGCUGGAAGAGGACUGUCCGCGCAGGGACGCGCAGGGUCCCCAUGUCCUGCCAGUUAGAGCAGGGCUGCGGGUCAGAGGAACGGACCCAGGGAACCCACACCUGCUCCCCUCAAAUCCGUCUGGAUUGGGAAGGGCUCAACAGGCCCCCACACACCUGGGCCUCUCCCUGUGCCCACCGCAGGGACGGCUCCAGCUCCAGCGCCCUCACUCCAGAUCUUAGGCAGCCCUCCUUGAGCAACCCCCACACCAACUGCUCCCCAAAUGUCUGUGGAGUCAGCCCAUCUCCCUCUCAACACAGCUCAUGGGCUGCCCCUAGGCCGGGCCUAGUUGGUGCUGGGGUGCUGGUGAGCCUGGUCAGAGACCCCUGGACCCUGCGGUCAUCACAGAACUCGCCCAGCAGGAGACUGGCCAGUGGACAGUCAGGGCCCAAAGCUUCAGACAAGGAGGGGCCCCAUGUCCCCAAAUAGGGGCCAUGCCCCCACGGAAACCACAACGAACACAGACACAUGCACGUGUACACACACGCGCACACCUGGAAACCAAGGGAAGCCCAGAAGUUCCCCGCAGAGAAGAGGUCUGAACUCAGGGCCCCAGUGGACAUCUUCAGGGACAGGGGACCCGUCAGCUGGCUCUGCAGGCUGCCCGAGCAGGGCUGAGAGUGUGGCAGGGGCCAGCAGAGCUGCCCCCACCUGCAGCAUGCCCCAGGUGACUCACGUGUGCCCUGAGAGAAUCAGGGGUGGUGCAGGCCAGAAGGACCGCAAGAGGGACCCCAAGGAGUCCAGAGGGGUCAUGACCCCCACCCCUCCCAGCAGAGAGGAACCACGUGGUAGGGGAUUGAACGUGAGAAGCAGCUUGCGCCAGCAGACCCAGGUGCCACAUGCACACUCACAAGAGCAGCCAUGAGAGGGAAGUGAGAGCUCCCUGGUAGAGAAGCCAGGGCUGGGGAGGCCAGGAAAGCAGACUGGAGCCUGAGUGAACAGCCCAGCACCGGGGCAGUCGAGAGAGCUGCACAAAGGUGAGGGGGGUGGUACGGGCAGGGCCCACAGAGUAACUCGAAGGGAGAAAGCAGGAGGACGGCAUCACCCUGGCCAGGCCCAGGACCAGAGCCUGCAUGCAACAGAGACCCCAUGCACAUCCAUGGAGACAGGGGACCCACGGGAUGGAAAACAGGUAAAGGGACACACACUCACGCACAAGGAGAGCAGGCCCUGCCCGGAUGCAAGAGGGCUCUGCUGGGUAAGUCCAGCCUCCACCCCUCAGCCCAGAACCGCCGCUCCUGCCAGGCUCACGCGGGCAGCACGCGGGCCCUCCUGCUGCUCACCCCACCACCAGCGCUCGGCCUUCUGAGAGCAGCUUCCUGCCUCCUGGAAGCCCCCAAGCUCUGCACUCAAAGGGCAAUUGUGCCCAGGCGGGAAGCAGGUGCAGUGCCACAUGUCCCUCAGGCUGAAAGGGCACAAGCGAGACAUUCUCUCCACAUUUGGCUCACUCCCCAGAGCCCGGGACCGCAGGGCUGGUGUCAGUUCAACGUGCAGCAGCGGGGACCAGGCCCACCCGGCUGGGGCCGAGCAGGAGAGACGGAGCUUCAGAGACCAGCUGGCCACUCCCUUCUCCGCCCACAGGGGAAGCCAAGGCCAGCAGAGGACAGGACUGCCGCACACUCGGGGCAUCCCGGGGGGCCUCAGUUCAAGAGCAUGGCUCCCCCACAGCCAGCCCCGCCCAGUCAGCCAUCCAGCAGGUUCCAGGGAUUUGGCUUGAUCAGGACAGCUGUGUUCCAACAUUACCAGUGCCCACCACGCUCCCCAGCAGCGUCCUCCUCGGGGGUGUCGAGUCACAGAAGGGGAAAUAAGGCCCAGGAGGAGAUGGGACCUCCAAGAGAACGUGGUUGUCUGCCAUUGGACCCUUGGACAAGUUGUAGGGUCAUUCUACAGCUUGGCAGGGGCAGCCCUCCCACUGCAGCCUGUCUCGAGUGGGAGGGCCCAGGUGGCUCUGUCCCCUCAGGAUGUGUCCCCAGUGUGCACUGUGGUUGUUCUGUGCCCUGGACUCAGAAUUACACACCCUUCUGUGAUGGAGUGUCACCUCCGGGCUCAUCUGCAGAAAGAUCAUGCCUGCAGGCUGGAGUAGGGCCCAGCUUUGGGCCCCCACUCCCAGCUUGAGUCCAUCCCACCCUGUAAAUCUGCCCGCAGUACCCCUCAGUGUCAUUCCCACAAUGUGGGCCAAGAAAUUGUCUCAUUGAGGGAUCCAUGGCUAGAGAGGCCCUUUGGAUCCAUGCAGCCCACCCCUCCUUUUGGAGGUGAGGGGCCACCCUGGGGGCUCAGCAAGUGUGUGACUCAUCCAUCAUCCCAGAGAGGGACAGCCAGCAGGGGCAGAUGUCCUUGGGAGCUGGGUCUUGGCCCCUGAGGGCCAGCAGUGCAGGGAUGAGGACGCGGUGGGGGUGAGCAGGGAGGGGACUCAGCGGCCACCUCGGAGAGGCUGCAGAGUUGGUCACAGGAUGUCUUCCUCGACUCACUCACAGUAGGGACAAGGGCUCCACUGUAUGGGCAGCAAGCCAGGAGCUGGCCAUGUUCCAGGGCUGUAUCAGGACCAUGACACUCCAACAGUUGCGCUGCCCAGGACAGGGCCUGGGGAUGCAGAAGGACAUGUGGGGUGGGAGGAACAGCAUCAAGACCAGGCAGAGAUGGCCCAGGCCAGCACAGGGCUGCCCUCUGCAGGACCUCUGGCUCAACACUGGGACGCUUGGUAUAUGGCAUGGGGCAGGAGGGCUCCCCCUCCAACAAGGGCUGCACUGGGGCAGUUGACCUCCAGACACAGAGGCCAGCCUGCUUCAGAGACACCUGCCCUGGCACAAGAACCCAAGUGAGCAUACAGACCCUCCUCCGGGCCUCAUGGGGACCUGGGGCUCCCUUGAUGCACAGCCUGGGUGCCCACGCAUCCCUCCCCCAGCCCCAGGAUGCCGGCCCCUUGGGGCCUCCCUGGGCCCCAGCUCCUUGUCCCUGCUCCUGCACCUCCCAGGGCCCAGGGUUACCCGCUGCCCAGCACCAGCCGCCUCUCUGGGGCUUCACACACCCUGGCCGCUCCCGUCCUGCUGUCUCCCAGGUAGCCUCGGCGACUGACGCCUGAAUGGCCACUGCCCGGUCCAAGUCUUGAGUAGGCCACAGGUCCCUGGUGCUGUCAGUGAAAGGCACUCACAGAAGGCAGCAUCCACGGGGACUUCUGGGCCCCAGCGCCCUCUGUUCCCCUUGCCCCUGCCUCCCACAGCUAAAGCCACUUCUGAAGCAUCAGGGACUUCAGUGGAAAAACAGACUGUGGGAAAACUGAGACAUCGUGUCGUUUCCACGCUGAGGUGAUCAGCCCGCUGUGUCCAUUCUGUCCUCGGAGGCCUGAGGGGAUUGACUCAGGGAGCCGGGAGGGUGCAGCAGGAGGACGUGGGAGAGAGGGAAGGGGGCACCGAGGCUGAGUCCAGCAGACACGGACAGUCCACUGUCCCUUCUGCUCACAUCUCGGGGUCUGAGCCCGCCCUGCUCUGUGCCCAGAUGAAGCUAGGAAAGGAAAGGGGCAGCCAGUGGGCAGGCAGGGCUGGAACUCUCAGCCAGAUCGUGUCCCACUGCUCAGAGGGCCCCCCAAACCAGAAUGGGCGAGACCAGUCUCUCUUCUCCUGUCCCCCGAGUCCAGGGUGGUGGAGUCUGACAGGGGCCGCCCACUAAGCGCUCACAGGGAAUGGAGCCUCCAAGCCCCCCAUCACCGGUGUGGACCACCCCACAGGCAGAGGCGGGUCUCGGGGGCAGGCGGUCUCAGCAGGCUGCGGCCACCUGGGUGGGGGGCAGCGCCCAGGCAGGACCGGCCUCCUCUGCUCAGGGCUUUUAGUGUUUACUUUAUCAUCAGCUUUUUUCAACCUGGACAAUUCACAUGCAAACCUGUAUUUCUAGAUUCUCUUGAAAAAUCAGAACAUGAGCCUCCCAGGCUCCCCCCGAGUCACACGGCCACAGGCUCCACCAACCCCCACUGUCACCCGCAACCCACGACUGUGGCAGGGGCCCCUGGGCACACUUGAGGCUUCAACCACUGGUGCCAGUGCCACUGAGGAGGGACUUUCCCUCAUUGCUCCUUAAGGAGCCAGAGCUCUCACCUGGAGUGCUGGUCCCAGCACCCAUGGCAGACCCUGGGCUUGCCAGCACCAGGAAGGCUUGGAAAUGCCCCUCCAAAAAGUAGCAUCAGCCAUACUCCGUGGGUGCACAGCACUGCGGCACCUUAGACAACCCUUCUCCAUGCCAGAGCAGGUUGUUUUCAAAAUCCCCCAUUAAAACCACGUGCUUUCUUACAUUAUAAUAAACACCCCCAAAUUUCCCUCCAAAGACAGUACCAGUUACAUUCCUGCCAGUCCCAGAGGCAAAGACAAAGUGACGGUGAGCGGCUGCUGUGCAGCUGAGAGUGUCACCCGGGCCCAGGCGUUCAGAGGCAGCAGCGCUUUCCCGUCGCCCCGGCGCCCGCAGGCCGGCCUGGCUUCCUCCGGGAGCUGCGGCUCCUGCCCGGCGCUGAGACGCUGGAUGGGGUCUCCCUUCCACCCGGGAAAUUCUUCCCAUUCUGUUUGACCAAGUUCCUCAUCUGCCACCUGUCCCGGUCUUCCGAGACUCCUGCUCUCUGCUCCCUGGCUCAUCCGGGACUGACUUCCCUUCCCGUGUCCCCUCUGCACUUUCCUCUGCGCCGAGCGUGGCUGAACCUGCAGGUGGUCUCGGGGCUGAGUCCGGCACCCUACAGCCUUCAUUCCAUUCUCCACCGUCUCCGUGCACUUUGGGGGAGUCGUAUUUCAAUUUCCACAUAUUCUCUUUUAUUCUCAAAUUGUUGCAAUAUCUCCUCUAA
Molecule: messenger RNA, 5630 nt
Organism: Cynocephalus volans (Philippine flying lemur)
Lineage: Eukaryota; Metazoa; Chordata; Mammalia; Dermoptera; Cynocephalidae
Product: proline-rich protein HaeIII subfamily 1-like
Exons: 2
Coding region: 1904-2929 (341 amino acids)
Source: RefSeq, a predicted model, not a curated record